UGUAGUUGUAUUUAGAUUAUGGUUAGUGUUAGAGGUUUCGGUUAAUGAAUGGAUCGAUUGACAAAAAACUGUUCUGUAGAAGUGUAGUCUUUGGAUUCAAAGAAGUUAGACAUGUAACCGGUACAGUGACUUCUCAGGCAAUAUUUGCAGUCUUCUAGUAGUAUAAAAAUUGUGAAACAACAAUUCGUCAAUGAAUUCUAAACUUAACAAAAGAUAUCAACUCAAAAGUAAUUGUUAGGUCUGAAAUUUGACAUUCUCGCACCUGAAAUCAUAUUGUUUUGUUUUGACAACAUUCGUCAAAUGGUGAUAUAAAGUGUUACACCUCUUAAGAAAGAGACAAACCUUUGCGAAACCAUGUAAUCUCGCAUAACAAAUCCUUUCAUAAGUGAAACAAUCUGGUUAUUCAAAAUUGUUCAUCCAUUCAUACCACACAAUGGCCUUAAAUUGGGGCAUAAUAUCUGCUGGGAAAAUUAGCCAUGAUUUUGUGACCGCAUUGGGAACGCUAACCGAUUACCAUCGGGUGGUUGCUGUUGCGGCUCGUGAUUUGUGUCGAGCAAAGGAAUUUGCAAAACUGCACGACAUUGAGAAAUACUACGAAACUUAUGAGGCCUUAGCAAAUGACCCGACCGUUGAGGUUGUCUACAUUGGCUGUUUAAAUCCUCAGCAUUUUCCGGUGGCCAUGAUGAUGCUUGAAAAUGGGAAACAUGUUUUAUGCGAAAAGCCUUUGUGUAUAAAUGAAAGGGAAGUCAGAAAACUUGUUGCCUUAGCUCAGGAAAGAAAGUUGUUUUUGAUGGAAGCCAUAAAAUCGAGAUUUUAUCCAAGCUACCAGUACUUGCGACAACAAAUUGAAAGUGGAAGUUUGGGUGAAAUACAGCAAGUAAAUGUAACUAUGGGAUCGUUAAUUGCUCAUGUUGAACGUAUGGCAAAAAACGAACUUGGAGGUGGAGUGGUUUUAGAUUUGGGUGUCUACACAAUUCAGCUUUGCCAAUGGAUUUUCCAAAAAUAUCCACAAUCAAUCCAAGCUGAAGGAACUCUUAAUUCGGAUGGAGUUGAUUUGACCAUGAAAGCUACUCUGAUUUACUCGGACACUGCUUUCGCAACAAUCGAAACAAGUGCCAUGGAGGCGUUAAAUAACCAAGCAGUUAUUAAGGGAAGCAAAGGACAAAUGAUUCUCUAUAACAUAGCUAGUCCCAUUCAACUAGUCGACGUGGAUAGUGAAACAAAAAAUUGGCCAUUACCUCAAGCUAAGCAUCAGUUCAAUUUUAGAAACAAUUUCGGUCUGACCUACGAAGCUGAAGAAGUUAGGAGGUGCAUUCGCAGUGGUCGAUUGCAAAGUACUACAAUGUCGCUUGAUGAAAGCUUAACUAUUGUUAGGAUUCAGGACGAAAUUCGUAAACAAAUUGGAGUUAUGUACAAGGCUGAUGAAUAAAUUUUAUUUACUGCACUGUACUAAAAAGACGUUUUC
Molecule: messenger RNA, 1465 nt
Organism: Bradysia coprophila
Lineage: Eukaryota; Metazoa; Arthropoda; Insecta; Diptera; Sciaridae
Product: trans-1,2-dihydrobenzene-1,2-diol dehydrogenase-like
Molecular function (GO): nucleotide binding
Source: RefSeq, a predicted model, not a curated record